AUGUGGACGCUCGAGUUGAGCUACAAUGGCAAACGAGAACAGGCACACGCGCCAGACCAAGCCCCGAUCAUCUACAACUUGACGCUGGGUCGAACACAGACGACCCGCACGUACACUGUAGGCCGACAAAGUAGGACCUUGCACCACCAGACUCGGCAUCCAACAGCAGCAUCGCUCAAGUCAGACCUAUCUGCUUCGACGUUAGAUGCCGACAUUGUAGUUGCUGGUGGACAAAUCAGCCGUCAUCAUGCAGAUGUCAUCAUCACUGCACACAAGAACCGACCCAAGGUCUCGAUUGUGGACCACUCGAGGAUUGGCACCUUCUUUGACCUUGAGAGCGAGCGUCUGAUCAAGGGCCAGCCAUAUGAACUCGAGGAUGGCCAGCUUGUGCUGCUCAGCAAGCGCAUCUUUGUCUCCCUGCGCGUUAUGGACCAGCUCCCUACCGAUCCAAAGCGGCCCAACGUCAACGUGAAGCCAAGCAUUUCUUUGAAUCCAACGGAAGCUUUGCGUUUGGGGACAACUUCUAAGCAUGAACCGGGCCUGCAGCCCAAAGCCGCGCCCAAGCGGGCAGCAUCACCAGUAUCAGCACAAGAUGCGGGCCAAGAAGCUCGGCAACAGUCUAACGUAGACCAAAAUUCAACGCCCGCACCCAAGCGCGCCAAGGCACAGCAUGCUGAGCCGGACGCCCCAUCAGCCCAUGCUCAAGUCUCCACUCGUCCUGCGUCCAGUGAUAGGCUGCAGGUCGACUCGACUGCUCCGAUGAAAUCGUCCGGUGCUGAGCACGCCGCGCUUACAGCUCAGGACGCCAGCCCAGGUCAAGCAAUAGAGAUGGCGCCCCACUCGCUCCCAGGACCGGGUGUAAAGGAGCCUUCAACAGAGGACCCUCUUGCGGCAAUGGCCAUCCGCGCUGAUCAGCCCUCACCGGUCGCUUCUCUUGAGGGGGAUCCAAGGCCGCCAGCAGCAAAUUUGCCCACUGUAGCACGGCCGGCCUUGGUGGACAGCGUCCAGCCAACUGCCGCCAGCUUGCGGCACAAGGCCGAGUUAGCUCAGGCGGCAGAGCACACCCGAACGCUCGCCACCCUGCCCAGUGCACUGCGUGCCAAGGGCACGCGACGAGCCCACCUGAUUGAGCAGGAAGAUGCGGCCAUGAUGGCACCUACUACGGCCGAGCUGAAUCAAGCGUUUGAUGAUGAACUGGAUCAAGACUCAACGGAGAUGCUGGAGGCGCAAUAUGUUCCGUAUGAGGUGCGACGAGCCCCCAUGAUUUUGCCUUAUGCCAGCCAAGUGUCGCCGAUUACUGCUGGUACCCGGGCGCUGGCACGGGAGGGCUCCAGCAGUAGCAACUACAAGCGCUUUUGCAAGGUGGCCCUACCUUAUAAUCCGCAGCAACGUGCUAUCCCUGAUAUGCGCGCUGAAACCGCGAUGACGUAUACCUCGCAACUGACGCAACACAUGCAAGCGUAUAACUCGGAGCGUCGUCGCGAACAACGCAUCCGGGAGCAGGAGAUGGCUCUAUUUGAUGAAAUGACGCAAGUAACACGGACGCAAGGGCGUCGCCGUCGUCGCUAGGAUGGACAUGUGGGACGCGAGUUGGCAGAUAACCCUGUACGCACCCGCAGUCGAGCAGAGUAGCAUACAUUGUCCAGAAAUCGAUGGUCGAUCACGG
This is a messenger RNA of Monosiga brevicollis MX1, 1666 nucleotides long. RefSeq lists its product as uncharacterized. The record is from RefSeq and is a predicted model, not a curated record. Gene Ontology annotation, molecular function: protein binding. Lineage: Eukaryota; Choanoflagellata; Craspedida; Salpingoecidae. Bases 1 to 1569 code for a protein of 522 amino acids. The transcript is spliced from 8 exons.